AUGAACCAGAAGGUGUUACUUUUCCUUCUCCCAAAUUGUAUUUUUGGGAUAUUCCUUUUUGGGUUUUUCUGCAAGAGACAAAAGCCUCUGACACGUGAUUUCCCUGAUCCCGCCGAGGACUGGCUGGCGACUCAAAACGAUCGCAAGAGCACGCUGGCUUCUGUCUGCCUGAAGAACAACCUUCUCAGAUCGAGAAGUGAAUUGGAUUCUAAUGUUGCAAGCCAGCUCUUUGUGGAGCACAGACAUAAAUUUGUCUACUGUGAGGUGCCCAAGGUAGGCUGCUCCAACUGGAAGAGAACGAUUUUUAUUCUCCAAGGAAACCUGAACACUGAAGCUUCUGAAAUUGAGCACGACCACAUCCACCAAACCACGCUGAUCAGGAAGCUGGUGUCCUACCCUCCUGCCACACAAAACGAAGUCCUGAGCAAUUACACCAAAGUGAUGUUCACCAGGCAUCCCUUGGAACGGCUGGUUUCGGCUUACAGAGACAAACUGCUGCACUUCGAGCCGUUCUACAGCAUCACUGUCGCUAACGAGAUCAGGGCGAUGUUCAGGAAGAACAGAAACUCCACGGGGAAAGUGAGUUUCCAGGAGUUUGUCAACUUCAUUCUAUCCAAGCCACCCAGUAGUCUCGACAUUCACUGGAAACCAAUGUUUCUGCUCUGUGACCCCUGCAACGUUCGCUACGAUGUUCUGGGUAAGUACGAGACUCUGGGCUUAGACUCCCAGCACGUUCUGGAGGUCAUUGGGGCCCCCGCGGGGCUGCACUACCCCAGCGUGAAGAGGUACGGCUCAGAGAAACGAACUGACGGGGACAUCACCUUGGAGUAUCUCAGGCAACUGAACACAGAACAAAUUGAGAGGAUCAAAAAGCUGUAUCAGAUGGAUUUUGUCUUGUUCAACUACACUAUGAACUACGAGGAUUACUUUUCCCCGCGUGACUAG
Messenger RNA from Colius striatus (speckled mousebird), 945 nucleotides. RefSeq names its product carbohydrate sulfotransferase 9-like. Gene Ontology annotation, cellular component: membrane. Bases 1 to 945 code for a protein of 314 amino acids. Gene Ontology annotation, molecular function: sulfotransferase activity. The record is from RefSeq and is a predicted model, not a curated record. Gene Ontology annotation, biological process: carbohydrate biosynthetic process; proteoglycan biosynthetic process. The transcript is spliced from 2 exons. NCBI's taxonomy places the organism in Eukaryota, Metazoa, Chordata, Aves, Coliiformes, Coliidae.